Messenger RNA from Synchiropus splendidus (mandarinfish), 2305 nucleotides. Its product is annotated as leucine-rich repeat-containing protein 15-like. Bases 237 to 1931 code for a protein of 564 amino acids. The transcript is spliced from 2 exons. The record is from RefSeq and is a predicted model, not a curated record. Gene Ontology annotation, molecular function: protein binding. Lineage: Eukaryota; Metazoa; Chordata; Actinopteri; Syngnathiformes; Callionymidae.
GGCUUUUUCCCACUGUCGUCUCCCCAUUGGCAAAACUGCAGGCUGACGGAAACGGCCCAUGGAAGAAAGAAGUCCUGCUGGAGAUUGAACAAACAGAUUUCACAUGGCCAUCGACGGAUGAGCAGGAAAAUGUGAGUGCUGGCAACUUUUACUGGAGGUUUCCUGGAGCUGCCGCUGAAGAGAGGACCACAUAUGAGAUAAACUCCUGCUGGUGAAACGGCACUUGAGGGUUGAAGAUGCAUCUCCUACUGGUGCUCCACCUUCUCAUCAUCUCCACCCUAGCUGUUAUUUCUGCUUGUCCAGAUGGAUGCAGAUGUUCACCAUUUUCGGUCAUCUGCUCAGAAAUCACAAACUUCCCGGCACCGCUCCCGUCUCAUGUCCAAAACAUUUACCUUCAGAACUGUUCCAUCCCCUCUUUGAAACCUGAGGACAUGACCAGUGUGGCUCUUAUUAAGUUACUGAUUAAAGACACAAACUUAAGGGAGGUUGUCUCCGGGACGUUUGAUGCCACCACAAACCUACAAACAUUGCAGUUCUCCCACACGGAACUGCAAGAUCUCCCAGACCCAGUUUUCCAGCACCUUAAAAACCUGCAGUCCUUAACCUUGAGCUACAGCCAGCUGACAGCGCUCCGACCCAACUGGACCCUCCAUCUUCAACAGCUUCAACUCCUGGAUCUCAGCAGGAACCAGCUGUCAUCCAUACCUGAGGACGCCUUUCGCCCUCUGACAAGGCUGGGGUACCUCAGUCUCUCUGGAAACAGUUUCAGUCAGAUAUCUGCAGAGACGUUUAAAGGUCUCUCCAAUCUUCAGGUCUUGCGACUCAACAAAAAUUCACUUCAGCAAAUACCCGCAGGAACCUUUGAUGACCUACAUAUGCUGAGGGAGCUGUCACUCCAGGACAAUCAGCUCACGCACCUGCACCAUGACUUGUUUUCUAACAACUCAAAGCUCCAGAAGUUGUUCCUCUCCAACAACAGGAUUUCAGUUCUUCCACAGGGAAUCUUUCUGCACCUCCCCGUCCUCUCAAGAAUCUCCCUCUAUGAAAACCAACUGGAGACUCUGGGUCCAGGGCAGUUUGGACCCAUGCCUCUUCAAGAUUUAUGGCUGUAUGACAACAGGUUGAGUCGACUGGAGGACGACACAUUUAGCAAUCUGACUGAGCUACGACUGCUGGUCCUCAGUCGCAACAGAAUCAACUAUGUAUCUGCCGGUGCGUUCAGGGGUCUAACCAAACUGGGAGAAGUAUCGCUACACACCAAUCUGCUCAAAUCCCUGCAGCCUGCAACUUUCCAAGGACUUCCUAACCUGGUCAACAUUUCCCUGGAACACAACUUUAUUGACUCCCUUCCAGUUGGUUUCCUGCAGGGGGUGAGUCACUUGGGCCAGGUUGACCUGCACAACAACUCUUUCACCAGCCUCACCCCCCAAAGUCUCAAAGCUCUGUCUGUUGUGGAUGAGGUUCUCCUGCAUCAGAACCCUUGGAGGUGCGACAAAGACAUUCUUCCUUUAAGGAACUGGCUGGUGGAUAAUCCAUCCAAGGCAAAUCAAAGUGCCGUGGUGUGUGAGACUCCCUUCCUUUUGAACAAAGAGGUCAUUGCUUCGCUAACUGGUGAAGAUUUGGCGCUUCUGAGCUCCACUUCAGAGCCUCCACUGACUUCAACAGAGAAAAAAAGCCACCCUAAGACUCCGUCGGUCAAACUGACCACUUCCUCAUUGGGCCUCAAGCCAACACCCACUACCAAGCGGACCGAGGAUAUCAAUGUUGAGGAAGAGGAAGUGAUCUCGAAGAACACCACCGUCAUCCUCAUUAUCAUCGCUAUAGUCUGUGCCGUUCUCAUCAGCACAGUCAUCAUCAGCUGCGCUUGCUGGAAAAGAAAUAGGAGCGGCAACCGGAAUAUCAGGCAAAGGUGCAGAAACUCUGUGCUGUAGUCACAUCACAUCAGCAAUGCAAGAACUUGUACUACAUAAAUGAUUCAGGGUGACUGCAGUAGACUCAGAAUAUCUGCUUUCAUGGCAUAAACUGCAAGAAUUAACCGCUGUGUCUCUCCACCGUGAAUUCUCUCCUGCGAUGCACAGUAGGAGAGUGAGGGAAUAACAGUGUAGAGACUAUGGAAUUGCAAUUCAGCUGAUAGUGUCCUUUUAAGAUGCUGUGCUUUUUUAUAUUUUCUCCAUCACUAAAAUCUGCUGUAUACUUUUCCAAGACAUUGUUUCAUCUGCACUGUGCUUGGCGCCAUGUAGUUCUACUGUAUCUGUGUCUUCAAAAUCACAAUGACUGGUUAUAUCAAGUUUUAAAGGCAGAAUAA